This is a messenger RNA of Apis mellifera (honey bee), 1393 nucleotides long. RefSeq lists its product as uncharacterized. Gene Ontology annotation, biological process: detection of chemical stimulus involved in sensory perception of smell; sensory perception of smell. The transcript is spliced from 6 exons. Bases 160 to 1233 code for a protein of 357 amino acids. Gene Ontology annotation, molecular function: olfactory receptor activity; odorant binding. Gene Ontology annotation, cellular component: plasma membrane. NCBI's taxonomy places the organism in Eukaryota, Metazoa, Arthropoda, Insecta, Hymenoptera, Apidae. The record is from RefSeq and is a predicted model, not a curated record.
UUCCUCUUACUUAAAAAGUAAUUUACACGAAUAAUGUCUGUAAACAUUCAGUUGCUUUCGAAUCAGUGUAACAACAUUUACAUAUCGUUUUAUUGUCUUAUCGUCCUAUUGUACAAACACUAAAUAUUAUUCCAUUCAUAAGAAAAGUUUCUUGAUAUUAUGUUAAAACAAUUGACACCUGAAAAAGUUAUCUACAUUACUUGGGUCAGCGUAGCUUUAACAUUAUGUUGGCCACUUCCUGCCAAUAAUGGCAAAAUUCAAGUGUUUAUGUUUAAAGCUCUGCAAAUAAUUAGCAUUAUUAAUGCUUUUAUAUUGCUUUUGCCGUUGUUAUAUUCGGUCUAUUUGCAUUUUGAUGACGUUAUUAUUGUUUCUAAAUGUGUUGCUGUAUCAAUUGGCUUGACUCAAGUAAUCACUCAAACUAUCAUAUGCUUCGCUAAAUACGAUUCUUUGCAACAUGUUAUCGAAGAAAUGAUAAUUUGUAUCAAAGCAGCACAACAAUACGAAGAAAAAAUUUUUCACAAAUAUAUCGAAAAAUGCUACACAUUUUAUGCAUGUUCUAUAACAUGCAUGUAUUUAACUGCAACUGCUUUCAUAAUAGGACCUGCAUUCUCUCCAGCCUCCUUUCCAAUAGAUGCAGAAUAUCCCUUUCAAAUUAAUUACACGUCAGUGAAAAUUAUCAUAUACUUGCAACAGACUUUGGUUGGCUUUCAAUGCGCUGCACAUGUAUGCUUGAGCAUAUUUGGCGCACUUUUGCUUUGGUUCACGGCCGCGAGAUUUGAAUGUUUGGCCGUGGAAUUGCAAAAAAUUACCAAUAUUGGUAUGCUGAUAGCUUGCGUUAAGAAACAAUUACGUAUAAGGAGAUACGCAAAAAAAGUGGUAAUUAGUUUUCGUUUUAUAAUACUUUAUGCCAUAGCAGUGAGUACAUUUGUCUUGAUUCUAGAUGGUAUUAUAAUGAUAAUGAAGGUAUCGUUAAUUGUGAAAGUACAGUUCAUAACUUUGAGUUUGACUAUGCUCACAGAAAUCUAUAUAUACGCAUGGCCUGCUGAUUAUAUGAAAGAUAUGAGUACAAAUGUCUCAAAAAGUGUAUACAAUAUAACAUGGUAUAAGCAAACAUUGAGAAUGCAGAAGGAUGUAUUGAACAUAUUGGUAUAUCAGCAGCCAAUAAUCUUUUCUGUUAAUUGUAUAUUGCCAGAACUUUCAUUACGUUAUUAUUGCUCGCUAUACGUGUUAUGAUAGAAGAUGAUCCAUGAUAAAUUUAAUAAUGUUCUAUUAUAUAAUUGAAGAUAGUUUACUAAUUAAAUUUUUAUACAAAGUGAUGUAUUAAAUAUUUAAUUAAUAAUUGACUGUUGUUUCAUUGUGAAAUAAAUGUUCGAUUCGAAUUACAUAUCUAUAA